UUUUGAAACAGUAUAAAAAUUAAUGCCCAUGACACUAAUUAUAUAAGAUUAAUAUCUGAGGACUCAGCUGACAAAACAUUUUUAGAUCAUUUUUUCAUUAGUGUUUGUUUGGUUGAACUGGUCACAAGAUUCAGAUCGAAAUAUAAUAAAGCUACUGUUCAGAAUCUAUUUCUUGAAAAAGUUAAGAAAUAAUGAUGAUUACAUUUUUACUCCUGAUAUUUACCUUAACGGAAGCUAAUAUUUUCAAACUAUUAAAUGAAACGAUUGAAGAAAAGGUUCCAAUUUAUGAAUGCGCUAAUUAUGGAAACCGAUGUAAUCGCUUUCUUCGUAAACCAUGUUGCGAAAAGGAUAAUAUAUGCAGAAGAAUGGGAUGGGGGGCAUUUAAUGAUCUCUAUAUGUGUGUUAAACUAUCAAAAUUAAACGAAGACUGUCAAUACAAUUUAGACUGUUUACAAGUUGACUACACAGAGUGCUAUGAUCACAAAUGUAAAUGUUUGCCAAAUUAUAUUGCCGCAGGCACGACUGCAUGUUUACCUCUUUUAGGCCGAUUUUGUAAAAACGAUAGACAAUGUAUAGCAGACAAUUCAGUUUGCAUUGAUCACAAAUGCCAAUGCCAACCUUCAUUUGUUCCAGAAUCAGAUCAUAAAUGUGUACCAACGCCUUUGGGAAAAAAUUGUAUGACAGAUUUUGAUUGCGAUCUAGUAGAAUUUUCAAAAUGCUCUGCAGAUUAUAAAUGCGUUUGUAAAAAAAAUUAUGUUGUGUCAAAUAAUUCCACAUGUGUAGGACUUUUGGGAGAAUUUUGUAAGAAAGAUAACGAUUGCGGAACCCAUAAUUCUAUUUGCACAGAUUCCGUGUGUCAAUGCAAGAAUAAUUACAUAUCCAAAUCUAACCAUGAAUGUGUACCAACGCCAUUAGGAAAGUCUUGUAUAAAUAACGACGACUGUGCAGAUUUAUUUCAUACGAAAUGUUCAAAAGAUAAGAUAUGUGUUUGUAGAGGCAAAUAUGUUGAAGUAAAUGGUAUUGCAUGUAGUCCACUUUUAGGUGAAUAUUGUUGGCAAAACGAAUUAUGUGCGGCAAAUAAUUCCAUUUGUGCUGAUAAUGAAUGUCAAUGCAAAAAAAACUAUGUUCCUAUAUCCAAUAAUGAAUGUAGAGAAUCUUCCAUAGGACAGCCUUGUAAUGGAAACUCUGAUUGUAAUUCAAUACAAAGACCAACAAAAUGUUCACUAGAUAACAAAUGUGUUUGCGAAAGUGAUUUUCUGGCAUCAGACGGAGUAACUUGUUUGCAAGCUUUGGGCGAUUAUUGUUUUUACGACAAUCAAUGCGGGCCUAGAUUGUCUGCCUGUAAAUGUAAUGUUUGUCAAUGUAAUUUUUAUUUCAAAGCUGAAUCUUAUAAUAAAUGCAGUAUACAUUGAGAAGAAGUUUUAUUUGUUGCAAAUACACUACGGAAAAUGCUCAAGUACUGACGAUGCUUAAAUAUAAUAGUGUAAAAAGA
Messenger RNA from Microplitis demolitor, 1492 nucleotides. RefSeq names its product prion-like-(Q/N-rich) domain-bearing protein 25. The record is from RefSeq and is a predicted model, not a curated record. NCBI's taxonomy places the organism in Eukaryota, Metazoa, Arthropoda, Insecta, Hymenoptera, Braconidae. The coding region runs from base 192 to 1412 and encodes 406 amino acids. The transcript is spliced from 7 exons.